AUGCAGAGAGCCACUCUCACGGAAAUUGCAAACUACAUCAAUGCAGAUAUUCUCCUCCAGAACCAACAAAACACAUUGGCCAAUAAGGGAAGUCCAAUUUCUGCUGGUAGUUACAAGUUUAUGUUAUCAACAUUAGGAAAGGUUAUCACUGGAAGAUUGGAGCAUUUUCAAAGAAUAUUGGAAAGUGAGCAAGCAGUGAUUGGUGAUAAUAUUCAUCGGGUACCUCAAGUUGAGUUAUUUACAGCUAAGGAAAAGGGAUUAGAAAAAGAUGUACUCGUUCUGAAAUUAACUCACAAGCUAGUCGACCAAUUUACCUUUCCUUAUGAAAAGGAUCCAGUUGAUGAUGGAGAAAAAUGUAUGAAAUAUAUUAAACUUCUCCAAUCAUUCCGUCAUGAUAAUAUAAUUCAUCCAGAAAAGGUGAUACCAAUUGAUGAUGGUCUGACCUAUUUUUUGUAUCCAAACGGAGACAUGCAACUUUCAUUGGUUGAUGCCAUUUUGGAUGGUUUGCUUAAUAAUGAGCAGAGAAAAUUUGUAUUUUUCCAAAUCGUUUCCGCAAUUAAUGAAAUCCAUAAGGCUGGAAUGGUUCAUCAGUGUCUUCAUAGAUUUGCCGUCGAUCCUCAUUUAAUUGUUAUUGGUGAUGGUUGUAAAGUUGGUUUAUUUGAUCUCACCAGUGUGUCCAUUGAAGAUGAUUCAAACAAUGAUAUUUACAGUUAUACUGCAACACCACGAAGAUCCAUUGAAUUUCCUGGUGGAUCUAUGACACCAAGAAGAAAUUCUAUACUUGAAUCGCCAAGAAGCUCAAUCAUUUCCUCACCAAAAUCCCCAAGAACUCCAAGAAGAUCAUCCUUUGCAAGCCCAAGCAAGAAUUACUCUAGAGAUUAUUUGUUUGCGACAAAGAAUGAACGAAUUUUCAGAGAUGUCACCGGUGGCGAUAAUAACAGAAGAGUCAACAACGUUUGGACCCUGGGAACCAUUUUUGCCUUCCUUCUCAGAGGAAUCCCAAUAUUUAAGGGAUCUACAUCAACAGAAAUCUGGGAAUGUAUUGUAAAACUGUUUGGAAAACCAACUGAAAAUGACUGGUGUGACCAACAAUUUAAUGUCAAAAACCAUGUCACAACAUUGGUAACAGAAAAGGGAUGGGGAAUGACUGAAGAUGGCUCUGCAAACUUUGUUUUUGGAUCCUGUACAGAUGAGGAACUUGACUUGUUGAGAGGAAUGUUGAACAUUAAUCAAGAAGAGAGAUUGACCACUGAACAAAUACUUCAACAUCCAUACUUUGAGGAGUACAGAGAUUUAGUUCCAAAGUACAACACAUUUACAACAUUUGCCCAAGGUUUAAAGGAUCCAAAUGAUUGUACAUUGGUAGUCUCAGGAUCCAAUAUGAACAACCAAACUGGUAUGCAAAAUUGCAUUCUUCACCCAACUCUUGGGUUUUUGGACGAGGAAAAUUCAGUAUUUGAAGACAUACCAAAUAUUAAGAAAGUGUGUUGUGCUGCUUCUAGCACCAUGCUUUUGAGUGAAACAGGUCGUGUAUAUAUUCUAGGAGGUCCAAAGGAUUCAUCAUUGAUUGAAUUUGAUUUGGAUAAUAUUGAAGAUAUUGAUUGCAAUGGAAAUGAGCAAUCAUGUCAUUACAUUAUGAAGAGAAAUGAUGGAAAAUUGUUUGUAUAUGGCUCAAAUCAGUUUGGUCAAUUAGGUCAAGGUCACAAUAUGGAUGUAAAUACUCUUUGUGAAGUUGUUUGGGAUGAAGAAGUGUUUGUCUCCAAUAUAGCAGCAGGCAAGAAUCAUACAGUUGUUUUAGCCAAUAAUGAUUUGUAUGCUUGUGGUUCAAACAAUCACAAACAACUUGGUAUUGAUGACCAUAGAGAGUUCAUUCCAUCCAUGACUAAAGUUGCCACAUUUAAGGGUGAGCAACUCAAAGAUAUUAAAUGUGGUGAAAAUCAUACUAUAAUUUUGACCGAAUCAGGAAGAGUAUUUACUUGUGGUGAUAAUAGAAAUGGUCAGUGUGGUUUUGAAAGAAUCAAGAAGGUUUGUGUGCCAUCAGAAUUGCCAUUGAAUUUGUUCAACAGAACCCCAAUAGUUGCUAUUGCUGCAGGUGCUAACCAUUCAGUGUUUGUCAAUGGUCAAAACUUUGUCUACACUGUAGGAAGUAAUAGUAAGGGCCAAUUGGGAACUAAGACUGAACUGCCAUCAAGUUGUAUUCCUCUCAAGAUUAAUUUCCAACCACAACAUAAUGACUUUGAUAUGCAUCCAUUAAGUAGAAGAGAAAUUGAAAGUGUGUAUGCCAAAUUCGAUCACACUUUGUUUGUGGGAAUUGAUGGUAGAGUCUUUGUUUCAGGCGAUAACAGUUAUCAAGAGUUAGUCAGUUGGCCUUAUCAACAAGGAUUUUACUUUUAUCAUGACAUUCCAAUCGCAGUCGAUAUUCCAGUAGAAAUUUUGAACGUCUCAUGCCCAAAUCUUGACAACACAAAUUUGGGAUUGAAGAUCAAAUCUGCUAGUUUUGGAGAGCAUCACAUGUUUUUAAGUUUAACAAAAUAAAUUCAUUGAUUGUAUUAU
Messenger RNA from Naegleria gruberi, 2553 nucleotides. RefSeq names its product serine/threonine protein kinase. The coding region runs from base 1 to 2535 and encodes 844 amino acids. Gene Ontology annotation, biological process: protein phosphorylation. The transcript is spliced from 2 exons. Gene Ontology annotation, molecular function: protein kinase activity; ATP binding. Lineage: Eukaryota; Heterolobosea; Eutetramitea; Acrasida; Naegleriidae. The record is from RefSeq and is a predicted model, not a curated record.